CCACUCUUCUGUCUAUUUAAUGUCAGUAAGCAUCUAAAGAAAUGAGCUCAUCAAGUGGGAUCUUAGGUUCAAUUCAGCUGAAUUCCAUCAGCCAGCAUCAUCAAAUUCACAUUCCUAGUGCUUCACACAGUAACUCACCACAACCACGACCAUUAAACCUACCUCGUCAAGAUCUACUCGAUGAUGGAAGAAGAGAAGAAUUCCUUGAAAUCUGUUUUCCCCUCUACAAAGCAUCAAUGGCGGGUGAUUGGGAAAAUGCUAAAGACAUUUUAGACAAACGUCAAGAGCUGGUAAGGUUUAGCAUCAAUAGAAACAAUGAAACAGCACUUCACGUUGCAGCGUAUAAAGGAAACACCUUUUUUGUGGAAAAUCUGGUGAGGUUGAUGGAAAACGAGGACUUGGAGCUUCAGAAUAGCAGUUCCAACACUGCUCUAUGUUUAGCAGCUGUAGCUGGACAUGUUAAAGUGGCUGAGAUUCUGGUUAACAAGCACAAGGCCUUGAUCGAUAUCACUGGUUGUCAAGAAAAGAUGCCACUUUACAUGGCAGCUUUAUCGGGAAAGAAAGCUAUGGUGAAGUAUUUGUAUAAAAAUUCUGAAAGAAUGACUAGCGGUUUUUGGACAGAUGAGAGUCGGGGACGUGUUCUCUUGGCAUGUGUUGAGGCUGAGCUAUUUGGUUCUCAAUAUGCAAAAAAUUCCAUUAUUAUUCACUUUUCUUCCACUAGUCAUCAUGUUACCGUAUUAACCAAAUAUCAACUACUAGUAGAUGUCGCGCUACAAAUAGUGAAAGAUCGUCCAGAACUUGCCGUGAGCGAAAGAAGUCUACUUGGAGUUCUAGCACGGAACUCUGGUGCAUUUAGGAAACAAUAUAAUUUGAUCCAAAGAAUUGGUAAGAAUCUCUACUCCUUGAUUGGAUUUUCUUGGUAA
Molecule: messenger RNA, 923 nt
Organism: Lactuca saligna
Lineage: Eukaryota; Viridiplantae; Streptophyta; Magnoliopsida; Asterales; Asteraceae
Source: the annotation of a GenBank genome assembly